Geodia barretti is the source of this 9110-nucleotide messenger RNA. The record is from the annotation of a GenBank genome assembly. Lineage: Eukaryota; Metazoa; Porifera; Demospongiae; Tetractinellida; Geodiidae.
AAAAAAUUUUGCCUGCCUAGCUCAACUAACUCGCCCCGGUUUGAGUUUUCCCGCGAGAACUUCCCGCGGCUUCGGACACAACAACGCUGCCGGGGCUCUCUCUCGAGUCUUUGGCAGCAGAAUCGGAUAAAAGGAGAGGUCGAGAAGAGAGAAUGGAUCAGAGCGUGCGGCUACUGCUCGGGCGGAUUCAGUCACAGCUCGGCGCCGUUCUAAAAGACUCGGGUCGCGAUAUUUCUGCUCCACGAGAGAGCUGGGCUCUAAACUCAAGGUCUCCGGAUCACCAAAAGUUGGACGAAUCGGGGAUAUCGUCAGAAGAAGGCUACAUUCCCCGACAGGUGUACUCCCAGUUGACUGCCAUUGUUUCCCUCGUUAGAGACCUACAGACAACGUUGGACCUCAGUAAUACUGGGACAGACAGUUGCAGUAAGACCUUGUCUGAGAGUGGUGGAGAGGGAAGAGGAGAUUUUGCCUGCGAAGAAGCGGAGAAUGAGAGGAUGCUUGAAUGGUACGAUAGACCGAUGGUCUACUCACGUUCCUCUGCCCAGCUACUCCCGGCCGGCUGCACGCCCAACCUUGAGGUAGUGGUUUUGAAAGACACACGUAUGUCCCGUAGAGCAGAGGUCGUGGUAAAGCCACCGAGCGAGCAAGGCCCCGCAGGCGAUCGCAUGCGCACUCGUCCCGUCUUACCUCGUGGGAAGUUUGGGACUAUAAACUAUCUUGAGAGUUUUUCCUCGUCGUCGUCCGAUUUGUCUUCGAGUAGCGAAGAUGAUAGGGACACUAGUGGUUCCAGGACAAGAGGAGAGAGGAGAAAGAAGCGAAUUAGUCGCAGGGGGAUGGAGCAGAAGAAGAAAAAGGUUCCAAGAGCAAGGCACGCAAGCGACUCAAAGAUUGGCGGUGGAAAUUUUCUAAUUGCGGACUUUGUUGUAUCGUCAACUGAUGUGGGGGGGACGAGGGGAGGGAGUGCGGUUGAAGGUGACUGGGGUGCCGGGGUGGUUCAGAUGGAGUGUGAGAUUGGUGAGGAAGAGCAGGGGCCACCCCUUUCUCCCCUCCUGUCAUCUUCCCUUGCACUCAGUACAAACUCUCCCUCUUCCACAAAGGUAAACGCAGUUUAUGGAGAUCUCAGCAGGGCUUUUUUGCUGGAGAAUGCCAGUGGGCUAAGCUCGAGUCGAAAGACAGACUUUUCUCACAGUGGACAAGCAAUUAUGGCUCUCGCCAGGAGGGGAGAGAGUAUGGUUAACCCCAAGAAAAUCACGAAGCCUUGCUCUGUACCCAUAACCAGUCUUCCACGUCACACUGUCAUGCGGUAUUUCUCUGCUGUCAGUGUUAAGGAACCAUCGUCCACCAGUGUUGAGAGUUUGGGCUCAAAUGAAGACUUGCACCGUGGUAAGCAACUGACAUCUCCAAAUACAUUGUCAAAAGAAGAGAGGGAGGAUAGUGUGUCGACGUCGGGCGAAAGCUUCUCGAGCUCCGAGUCAGACAGCAUGCUGGGUCCUAUCAAGACACCAGCCAGGCGUGGUCUCAAGAGUAGGUCUGGAGAAAGAGGAGUCAGCGGUGGCUAUAACUCAGUGGCUCAGCGAACUCCUCGCAGGCUGGGUUCCGGGGGGAGGUCCCCUGUCGCACGACGCUCGUUCCCAUUUUCAAAACCUCCGUCUACACCCUCACUACCUUUCCCUUCUCCCACACGGAGUAUGGCCAAACCAGCACACUCCACCACACCUUAUAAGCUCCCCAAACUCAAAUCCGUCUCACCUUCAAAACGCCGUCUAUCCCUCACCAAGUCACCUUCACCUUCAAAAAACUCAUUCAAGUCCCCCUCGCCUUCAAAUCUCUCUCCCACCUCUUCCAAAUCAGUCACACCUACACAGAACCCCUCAUCUCCCUCCUCGCCUCCCUUGUCUUUCAACUUCUCCUCUCCCUCUCCUUCAGAAUCCCCAUCUUCCCCACCACCCGAUCCCCUCCCUGCUCCCAGUAAAUCUCCCGUGACUCCUACUACCUCAUCCAACACCGUCCACGCUACUCCGUCUAAGCCAAGUAAGACAGGUGGUAGCAACACUACCAAGAAAUCUUCCCCACCCAAUACCAAGUCGACACCGUCGAAGUCGCGAAAGACUCAUUCUAACUCUAAGUCAUCCAGGAGGAAAGACAGCCGUAGCACAGCUCUCGAUCAGACUCUGGCUGUCGACUGGAGUACGGAUGAUGAUUUCCAGGCUGAUCCGUCUCCGUCUUUUGUUAUCAGUCCGACUGCAAGCAACCAGAAGGUUACUAGCUCCCUCCCGGCGUCCGUCAAGACGGAAUCGAGCUGUGACUUGUCGCCCGUGAAAUCCACGCCACUUCUGGCAACCAUGCCGCCUUCUCCGCAGUCUUCCAGCCAAGUCCUCCGUCGAUCUCAUUCUCCCAUCAACGACGAGGCUUUAACGACAGGAGCAGCAGUGGAUGAGGAGGAGGGGGGAGAGGAGGAGGUGCCGGUGAAUAAGAAACGGAAGGGAUCUCCGAAGGAGGGUCCACCUGCUGUGAAGGCCCCUGCUCACAGUCUGUCUGGGAACAUUGCCGAAUCUGGUAUAGAUGAGGGUGGUAGUGGUCUGCCUGUGGCGAUCAGCUGUGCCGGCUGCAGUCGACCCAUCCACUGGAAGACUGAGCUAAUCCACAGACACAAGAGACUCAAUGUCCUCAUCUGCCAGUACAUGCUCACUGCCUCACCCCUCCAGGCAUGCUGGAACGUGUACAACACCGGGUCCUUUGAGAUGAACGAGGGGAAAGAGAUCUACUGCACGCUCUGUGGAGACGGCGGUGACAUCAUCAGCUGCGACCGAGCCUCCUGCACGUCCAGUCUGUGUCAGAGUUGCAUCAGACGCAUCGCCGGCGAGCAGGUCCUCCAGCGAAUUCUGGAGGACGAGAGCAUCGUAUGGGAGUGUUUCUGUUGCAAUACGAGUCCCCUGGUACACUAUCGGAGCCUCUGUGACCGACUGUGUCAGUACUACGCAAGGGACAAGCAGAGGGAAAAGUCAGGUGUUGUGAAAGGGAAGGCACGGCUGUUUGGCGAUGCUGACAGUGAUUGUGUCGCUAGGGGUGAGUCAAGUGGCGUGAAAGUAAAGGAGGUGAAGGGAGAGAUGGUGGGGAGGGGAGGAGAAGGUGUGAGUGGGGAAAGCAGUGGCGAGAGGAGAAGUCACAGCGGAGGAAGGGAGGAGAGGAGAGGGAGGGAGGGAGAAGGCGAUAAGGGUGAUAAAGGAAGCGGGGAGCAACCGGGGACCAGGGGGGAAGGGGGAGGCGGAGGGGACCGGAAGAAACCAAACAAGAAGAGACGAGAGGUUGAAACCAGCGAGAGCGAUGUGGACAGCUCGUCAUGCGACGGAGAAGAUUCUCCCAAAGUCGACACAGACGACGUGUCGAUCUCAGACUCUAGCCUCUUUGAAGGAGAUGUCAGCUCACUGAAGAGAGUUGGAGGAGCCAGCAGUAAAUACAGUACUCUCUCCACUGGCAGUAAAUCAUCAGCAAAACCAGUGGGAGAGAAGAAUAGAGCUGUGCCGGGAUCACCAGAAUCUGCUAGCAAUCGGGAGAAACGGGCGAAAAGGAAGAAAAAAGGGAGAGUGACCCUUGGUGCGUCUGCUCACAGAAUGGUGUUUAGCAGUGACAGCGAUAGCGAUUUCGAGUCUCCGGUAAAGAAAACAAGUCCACAGCGACGACGUGUCGCUUCUUCGUCCAGCUCUGCCUCAAACGAAAGCAGGAAGGAGGGAGAGACGAGAGAGAAAAGGCCGAAAAAGAACGUCCUUCUCGACGUUUUGUCAUCGGGGAGCGAGGAGAACGAAUCUCCGCAGAAAGAGAGCGUGAAACAGCCACCGAGUGACUCUAGGAAUGAUUCAGACAGCGAGGCUCCCAGCCCCGCCCUCUCUCUUCUCUCCGAUGAACCCGAGAGUCCCGUCGUGUACGCAACUCCGAGGAAACUUCACGCGGCUCUGUCGUCCGAUUCCGACGACGACAUGAUGGUCUUGGAACGUAGACCGAAAAGGGGCCACGUCCUGGGCUCAGACACCAGCAGUGGGAACGGAGGAGACAAACGAAGCACUACUACUAAGAGUGAUAGCCCGGGAGGAGAGAAAGCUGCGAAAAAGAAGAAACUUCAGCGGGGGAAGAGGAGAAAGAGAGUUGAUUCAUCCGGGGAGGAAUUUGUGAGAGGAGAGAUGGUGGUGAGGGGACCAAAGUUGAAGAGGCGGCGUGUCGCGAGGGCUAUCAUGUCGGAUUCGGACUCCAGCGACAGUUCGGGAGGGGAGGAGGAGGAGGAGGACGAGGAGGAGAAGAGUACUCCUGGACGCAAGAGGAAGAAGAUUCGGCGGGUGAUGACGGACGCAAAGCUGCAGAGCUCGACGAAGGAGGCUCAGCGGGCGGAGAGAGAGAGGAUUGAGAGGCUCAAGAAGAGGCGGUUGCUGGGGAAGGAGAAAGAUGAACUGAUACUUGAAGCAGAUCCCGUGUCUAAGAAGGCAGUGCUCCAGGUGAGGCAGAGUCUGGUGGAGUCCAUCAAGCCUCACCAGUGGGAGGGCAUCCGGUUCCUCUAUGACGCCUGUGUGGAGAAACUGGAGACGUUCAGGGAGGGAAGGACACAGGCCGGGGGAGCCAUCCUCGCCCACUGCAUGGGCCUCGGGAAAUCACUUCAGGUGAUAGCACUCAUCGAUGCUCUCCUGAUGCACCAGGACAGUGGAGUCAGCAGAGUCCUCAUCCUCAGUCCAGUCAACACCAUCUACAACUGGAGGAACGAGUUCAACAGAUGGAUUGAUCCCAUCGACUGCGACUAUCAUGUAUACAUGCUGGUGGACACGUCGGUAGAGGCGAGGGUCAGGAAGCUAGAGAGAUGGUUCACUGGGGGAGGGAUAAUCUUCAUCGGCUACGAACUCUACCGGAACCUUGUCAUGGGCAAGAGGCUGAGAAAGAAGAAAAAGGAGGCCUUUGAGAAGUACCUCCUUGACCCAGGUCCUGACAUCAUAGUCUGUGACGAGGGACACGUGAUGAGAAAUGCCUCCUCCAACCUCUUCACCGUCCUACAGAGGGUCAGGACACGGACUAGAAUAGUCCUCACUGGUACCCCGCUCCAAAACAACCUCGUCGAAUACCACACCAUGGUUAGUUUCGUGAAGCCGAAUCUCCUCGGGACGCUGAAAGAGUUCAAGAAUCGAUUCGCCAACCCCAUCACCAACGGCCAGUGCCGAGACUCCACCCCCAUGGACGUCAGAGUCAUGAAGAACAGAGCUCACAUUCUGCACGAGAUGCUGAGUGGAACUGUCCAGGUGUGGAACCAUCCAUGGGUGCUGAAGUUGGACGAGGACAGGAAGUUUGAGAGAGAGGAGAGGAGGAGGUUGUACGAAGAGAGCGAAGACGACAGUCUCGAUGGGUUCAUCGUGACCGGGAGUGAGGAGGAGGAGGAGGAGGAGAGGGGGAGGAAGAGUAAAAACAAGGAGAGUAAAGUUGAAUCUGUUGGUCGUGCUUCGUCUAGUAGCAGUAGUCCUGUGUGUUCCGUCACCCCCGGCCCCUCGCGUGCCACUCUCUCACCAGAAACCAACCAAAACCUACCAACAUCUACCACAAUGUUGGGUAGUAGUGAUGAAGACGAUGUCACAUUCCCAGCCAUCAGCCUCAAACCAGACCCAGAUGCCCCUCCCCCUCCCAAACCAGACCCAGAUGCUCCUCCCCCUCCCAAACCAGACCCAGAUGCCCCUCCCCCUCCCAAACGAGUCACUCGCUCCACAAAACCACCCUCCGAGGAGGGAGACCGCGGCAACGUCAUCUCCCCGACCGACGACAAACCCUCCCUUCGUUCCUCUUCCCCUCUGCAGUGGUACGACGACCUUUUGACCCCCGACUGCGAGGCGAGCGCGGGAGUCAGUGGGAAGAUUCAAUUUCUGCUCGAGCUGCUGGAAGAGACUGGGAAACUGAAAGAGAAAGUACUGGUAUUCACGCAGAGUCUGCUGACGUUGGACAUGAUAGAGGAGGUGCUGGGGCGGCCAGAGAACGGCGAGUGGACUCCGGGAUUGGACUACUACCGUCUGGACGGAUCCACUCGCUCCGAAAUGAGGACUCACCAAAUGUCCCACUUCAAUGAAUUUGACAACGAGCAGCUGAGGCUCUACCUCAUCUCUACGCGGGCCGGCUCUCUAGGGGUUAAUCUUGUGGCGGCCAAUCGGGUCAUCAUAUUCGAUGCCUGCUGGAAUCCCUCCCACGACCUGCAGGCUGUGUUCAGGAGCUACCGUUUCGGCCAAACAAAGCCCAUCUUUGUUUACCGCCUCCUUGCAAAGGGGACCAUGGAGGAGAAGAUAUACGACAGACAGGUGACGAAGGAGAGUCUGGCGAUGAGGGUGGUGGAUGAGAAACAGAUCGGCCGUCACUACAACGCGUCCGACCUCGCCGCACUCUUCAUGUACUCCCCGGCUCCGCCAGCCCCUCCCCCUGACCAGAGACCUACCUAUGACAGACCCGAGGCCGACAUGGUUCUGAGUUCGAUCCUGGGCCGCCUACAACCGGACUGGAUUAGCAGCUACCACGAACACGACUCCCUCCUGAAACAUGUGUUCAGCGAAGAACUGAGCGAGGAAGAACGCAAGGCCGCCUGGGACGACUACCGCGCACAGAUCGCUCAAUACGACAACGCCACGUACUACAGUGCCCUCCAGAACCAAUUAGACACUGCUACGGCAGGGGGCGCCUCUCUGCAACAAGCAGUCGGUCAAUCGAGCUUCCCGAGUGCAUCGGGGGUAAAGAACGAAGGGGGUAUUUUGAAUCACGCACUUCAGCAGCAACAACAUCAACACCAGCUACAGGCCGCACAGUUACUCACCAUCCUCUCCAAUACAAACAGGAACGUGGAGAACCUGAUUUCUCUACUGCGUGAAAAGGUCUCACUCGGUGCACACGUGCGACGCGACGUCCCCAUACCGACAGCCCUCGCGGUAAAGAUGGCUCUGAACAACAAGAAAAUCACCGAGCACUACGCUCUAGUUGACCAGGGAGUCACGAGGGUGAACUCGACACUCCACAAGUGUCAUCUCGGCCAGAUUUACCUCGAGCCCGGGAUAAACAAACAAGCAAACGAACUACGUGCAAGACUCAUAUCGAACCUGGAAAUAUUGAAAUCAGGUUCCAAGAACCCUCAUCAGGGUCUUGCCGCCGUCCCUCAUCAGCCACAUGUGGGGGGAGGAGCUGGACCGAGCAGUACCAGUGGUGCUGUUGUCACCGGCAGACAGUUGGAUCAGCGGAUACUACAGCAUGUGAGGCAGAUGCAGGCAGAUGUUCAUAGGAAGCUGGGAUUCCAUACCUCCUUACCUAUACCGCGUAUCAGCUAUUAUCUUUCGACCGACACACACAUGGGAGGUUGUCUGUGCGGACGCCGAAAAGACGGGCGAAUUCUGCUCCUCGGGCUGGACGGAGUCGGCAAGACAAGCAUCUUGCGGAGGCUAAAGUCAGGACUAAAGGAAGAUUGGGAACCGCCAGGCCAGACGGUAGGCUUCAAUCUGGAGACCAUACCCUACAAGAAAAGAAACUACUGCAUCUGGGAUGUGUCGGGAAAGGACAAGGCCAGACCUCUUUGGAACAGAUAUUUCAGUGACACAAUAGCACUGAUCUGGGUGGUGGACAGCAGCGAUCACAGGAGAUUCCAGCUCUGCAAACAAGAGCUGCACAGAGUGGCUCGCGACCCUGAGCUCAGCAAGGCAGCGGUAUUGGUCUACGUCAACAAACAGGACCUUCGAGAUGUUUGUGUCUUCUCCUCUAAUACAACCCAGUGUGUGCUGGCUGCUGGAGACGUAUGUCCGACCGGGUUCUACGCUAACGGGACGGUGGAAGAAACUGCUGACUGCGUCCCGUGCAACGCCUGCGAGGCGGGGGAAGGGGCGGCCGAGCCUUGCGGGAACCACAGCGACACUGUCUGCGAGCCUUGCGCCGAGGGACACUUCUCUAAACUCACGUCCAGCGGGAGAGAGUGCGCGGAAUGCCGCUUCUGCACUCCGGGACGGAUGGAAGCCGCUCCGUGCACGCCGGCGCGGGACAGGGUUUGCGGGAGCUGCAGCGGCGGAUUUUUUCUGUUCGUGGACCACACCGGCAGCGAGUGUCUGCCGUGCUCCGUGUGCCCCGCGGACGGAGAGGUGGUGCGCUGGGCAGACUGUGCGGCCGCGGGAGAGCCGGAAGAUAACAGAUGCGCUCCAGGUGUAUGGACAGGUAAACCCAGCACAACAACAGCAACACAGCCGGCUGUCAAGCCAACAGGGACAGUUGGAACUCAUAAAACAAAACUUCCAACCAACCACGGGACGUUUGCGACAAUGAAUAACUACGAUACUAUUGAGAAAAUCGACCCUCUGGAUCGCAGCACCGAGCGAACUAUUGCGAUUGUGUCUGUGUUGUUCACGGUGGCCACAGCCCUUGCAUUUCUCCUGGCACUGACAUGCCUGUUUAGAGAGAAGAUUCACAGAAUCUGCAGAAGAGCUUCCGCCAAGAAAAAGAUUCUGAGCUCUCAACACAGAUACUUCAAGAAAACUCGUAAUUUCCACUACCCUGUACAAGUACAGGAUGACUCAGCAACUGUUGAGGUCACAUAUGCCAGCUCAAUUACCUAAUCUUACCAUUAUUAAAAACCACUAUCAAUCUGCUAACUCAUAAGAACCUGAACCUACUCACGUCAUUGUAGCGUACUGUUGUUACUGUUGUUACUUAUGCAUAGCGAUAGUCCUGGAUGGCACUUCAAUAAAUGUAGCCAAACAGCAGCACAAGGAAAAGAAGAAAGAUCCUAAGCUUUUCGUCCUAUUGUAUAUAAGGUGCACACAUCGUGCCUGGAUUACUCCUAGUCUUCACGUCUCUGCCUCCUCUUGCGCCUGGGAUGAAAAAUUAACACACCGUUAAUUCUGCUAUUGCACUAGUGCUCACAAACUCACGGUUUCCCUCCUUUACUUUCCUGAAAUAGACAUGAAAACAAAGGUUAAUCAAGGUACAGCAAAACCCCUCUCUAAGGACACCCAUGAAAAUUAUGAAGACACCUCGCUAAUAUGGACACAUUAUUAUUGUGGCUCGAUUGGAGGGGUUCCACUAUUAUAGUCGGUGAGAAAGACUGAGGCACCUUGGCAGAAGGGGCAGGCGUC